AACCCCUUGCUCUAGGAAGAUGCAAUGAAAUCUCCUACCACGACAACCCUGUUAUUAUUGCACCUUUCCACAAUAUGUCUCACUAUCUGUUCCUCGAUGUCCGUUACUACUAGGUGGUCUAUUAAAAAAAACACCCAGUCAAGAUAUUGAUCCCUUCCUGUUCCUAAUCUCCACCCACAGAGACUCCAUAGACAAUCCCUCCAUUACUUCCCCCUUUUCUGCAGCCGUGACACUACUCUGAUCAGCAGUGCCAGGCUCCACCUCUUUUGCCUCCUUUCUGGAACAUCUAAAACGUCCCACUCUAAGUAACCAUUCCGGCCCCUGCACCAUCCAAGUCUCUGUAAUGGUCACAACUGUGUGGUGAUUUCUUUUGAAUUUAUAGUCUUUUAACAUCUUUGGACUAUUUUUACUGUGCUCAUGGUCUGUUUUUUUAAAAUCAAUUAUGCUAUUGUUUGCACUGUUGUAACUAUGUGGUUUUGGUAGUGCGAUAUUAAUACGCAGCAGCCUCUCCCCAUUCUGGAUUGGCGAUUGCCAAACGUUAUGUGGAUUUUCUGGUGUAGUCUGUUUUGUCAUAUGCUUUUGUGAUAUCAUUCUGGAGGAACGUUGUCUCAUUUUUUAACUGCAUUGCAUUUGUGGUUUCUAAAUGACAAUAAACUGAAUCUGAACAUCACAGCUCCAAGUACUGAUCCACGCUCUAAGCUCAUCCGGUUUUUUCAUGAUACUUCUUGCAUUAAAAUAGACACAUCUGAGUGUAUCCCUCCUCUAACACCUGCCUAUCCUGCCUUUCACACUGUCGACAAGCUUUCCCGAUGAAUCUAUAAAUGCAAAGAGCUUCAGUACACACCGCUAAGAUUUAUGCCAAAUAUUAAAAGACUUGGUCUGCAAAGCGGAAUAAAUAAAUCUUUUUGUUCCCGGCCCAUACUCCAGCGACCGAAUACGACAGGUUUCGAGAAGUUCAAACACAGGCCACCACACCAAGAAAGCAGCAAGAUGUACUGCUCCUGGGGGAGUGACCUGAGCAAGGAGGGAAUCUUUGCGGCCAGAUCUCAACUCCAGGUCCCGGUCGCGAACAGCGACAGGCCGUGCCCGGGGCCUGCCAAUCACUAAAAACAACGCAGGCGCACUACAGCCCGCCAGCCCGCCGGUGCCGCCCCGGUACCUGCUGUUUAUCCGCGAUCACGUUCUCCGCCAGCAGCUCCACCUCGGUCAGCAUCUCCCACAAAGAGGAAAAACGACAACAAUGAGGGAAAUUCUGCACAUCCAGGCUGGACAAUGCGGGAACCAGAUCGGAGCCAAGUUUUGGGAGGUGAUCAGUGAUGAACAUGGAAUUGAUCCUUCUGGAAGCGCUUGUGGAGGGAGUGACAUACACCUGGAAAGGAUCAAUGUAUACUACAAUGAAGCAGCUGGUGACAAAUAUGUUCCCCGUGCGAUUCUGGUGGACUUGGAACCUGGUACCAUGGAUUCCGUCAGAUCUGGUCCAUAUGGACAGAUAUUUAGACCAGAUAACUUUGUAUUUGGUCAAAGUGGAGCUGGAAAUAACUGGGCCAAGGGUCACUACACAGAAGGAGCGGAACUGGUAGACGCAGUACUUGAUGCUGUAAGGAAGGAGUCGGAGAGUUGUGACUGUUUACAGGGAUUCCAACUCACUCACUCUCUGGGUGGUGGUACUGGCUCAGGAAUGGGCACCCUCCUCAUCAGCAAGAUCCGUGAGGAAUACCCUGACCGUAUCAUGAAUACCUUCAGUGUCAUGCCCUCUCCUAAAGUUUCAGACACAGUAGUGGAGCCAUACAAUGCUACCCUCUCUGUGCACCAGCUGGUAGAGAAUACAGACGAGACCUACUGCAUUGACAAUGAAGCCCUUUAUGAUAUCUGCUUUCGCACCAUGAAGUUGACCACUCCCACUUAUGGAGAUCUCAAUCACUUGGUUUCCGCCACCAUGAGCGGAGUCACCACCUGCCUUCGCUUCCCUGGACAACUCAAUGCUGACCUUCGCAAGCUUGCAGUUAAUAUGGUGCCCUUCCCUCGGUUACAUUUCUUUAUGCCAGGCUUCGCCCCACUUACCAGCCGUGGUAGCCAGAAUUAUAGAGCACUGACGGUGCCAGAGCUUACUCAGCAAAUGUUUGAUGCUAAAAACAUGAUGGCAGCGUGCGACCCGAGGCACGGACGUUACUUGACUGUUGCUGCCAUCUUCCGAGGCCGAAUGUCCAUGAAGGAAGUGGAUGAGCAGAUGCUCAAUGUCCAGAACAAGAACAGCAGCUACUUCGUGGAGUGGAUUCCCAACAACGUUAAAACAGCUGUCUGCGACAUCCCACCAAGGAACCUCAAGAUGUCCUCCACCUUCAUUGGCAAUAGCACCGCUAUCCAGGAGUUGUUCAAACGCAUUUCGGAUCAGUUCACUGCCAUGUUCCGCAGGAAGGCCUUCUUGCACUGGUACACAGGCGAGGGCAUGGAUGAGAUGGAGUUCACCGAGGCCGAAAGCAACAUGAAUGACCUGGUAUCUGAGUACCAACAGUACCAGGAUGCCACUGCAGAUGAGCAGGAAGAGUUUGAAGAAGAAGAAGGUGAAAAUGAUGAAGCAUAAAUUGAAAGGAAUCUUUAAGAAGCUGCAACAGAAGGUUGCCAAGCAAGUCAUUUUUCUGAAUCGGUGUUGAAUUCUGCGUAAUUUGCCAACCUUUUAAUCCAGAUACUGUGAUAUUGACAGUACUGUGAAAAUUGGAUCUCUUUUGAAGAUUGUAUGUGUGUUUGUGUGUACGCGUGUGAUUUAACAUGUUCUGUAGUUCUAAAUCGGUAUUGCCCCAUUAUGCUAAAUUAUUAAACCAAGACUUUCCAAAAAGUAUUGCCUCCUUCAUGAACUAGCCUGAAACACUUCUGAAGCUAUCUUAACUUUUUUUUAUGUCUAAUAGAUUUUAGAGUAUUACAUGUAUGAUUUUAAAUAUAAAUUUAACCUUUUUCAGCUUUGGUGCUGACAUUAUGGCCUUAUGCACUCUUCCAGAUUUUACAGUAAAACAACUUCCCAAAAGUGGGAACAAUGUUGUCAACUGGAAAAAGGUCAGGGUGAGCUUUGCUCAAUAUUUGUUAUAAAGAAAGACAGGGGCAUUAAAAAAAACACUCCUGCAGAGUCUUUAAAAAUAUCAUACACUUUUUUUACUGAGAUAAUGUGAGAAUACUAAACUGGGGCACUCAGGCUUUGAAGUAGUCAAGAGUUUGUUUAUAAUGAAACUAUUUAAUAGGCAUAAUUUUUCCUAGAGGUGUAGUACCAUGAACUGUUUAUUAGUGUGUAUCGCGGUCUGGUAGUGUUGCAUUGACUGAAAUGCAGAAAUGGGCCCAUGAAAGGUGAUUUUCACUUCUGUGAAUUGCUCGGCCUCAGCAGGCAAACAUGGCUCUUUUUGAAUUUGGUCAUUCUCUGUAUUGCAUGCAAAUCUAACUUUGUCUUUCUGCCAUGCUAAUAAAUCAGUAAAAUACUCUUUUCCUGUUUUUAUUUCAUCCAAUAACUGAUUACAGCUGAAAACUGCAACCACACAUUACUCUUGCCAAGUCUAAAGCUAAAUGGAGGAAGAAUGGAGAAGUGGCGAGAGAUGGGAUUGCAUUUGUUACGUUUUGCAGCAAAUGAGAAUCGGGAAUUAUGAAUCCCCGUAUCAUACGUCCCAGCAAAUAAAAACAAAUUGUUCACGAUUCCUCCCCACAUGCACACAAACACAGAAGAAUUAAAUUUCUUUGCUAAUCUUCACCAGCCUUAUAUUAACUACACUCUAAAACUGGACUCAUCAUGGCCAUCUAAACAGAGUGCAAAAGCAGCAGGCACAGGAACAACAUGAAAACUGAGGGGCAAAAGUAAUAUAUAAUUUUCUUUUGAUGAAUUAUGUUUCAUUUUUAAUUGCUUUAUGCAUUUUAAUUUUUAUACAUUAAUCACUUUACUUUUCAAUAGGUUUUAAACAUUGGCACAUUUAACAGCUGAUUAAUCCAGGGAAUGUGGCUUAGCUGGUAGUCAUUUUUUUUUCAGUAAUUUCAGAGGCAGGGUUUAUUCUAUUCAUUAAUUGCACCUCCCUUCACCCCAGUGACAGUAUUAAUGUGUACUGCUAUGUAAAGACUGAUUUAUACUUCUGCGUCGAAUCUACGCCGUAGGUACGGCAUAGCUGCGUACCCUAUGCUGUAGCCUAACGCGCAUCUCUCCAAAAAUGUAACCACGCGUUGCAGCGACGCAGACCACAACAACUGUGAUUGGUCCGCUUGGUAGCAUCGCAUUUCCUCCUAUGCAUUUCCGGUUGCUUCUUCACCAUUUUCAAAUUGAGAGAGAAGAAGAACGUGAUUUGGAAAAUGGACCAAACCAAGGAGAGGUUAAUUGAGUCCGAAAAUAUGUACAUUUGUAGGACUCUUCGUCGUCAUACUAUAAAGACUGCCAAGUGGCAUUAAAUUUGUGGAAAGAAAUUUCCACAAACAUCAGUUUGGAUGUCACGGAAUGAACAAAGAAAUGGAAAAACUUGAGGGACAAGUAUGUGCAUGUCCAGAAAAGACUCGCAAGAAGAGCAGGGACCCAGGCAUAAAAAAGUGCCUGCGUUUUAUUUGCUUCUUUCCUGGCUGGCGCCACAUAUUAAGCACCGGGAAACAAAGUCAAAUUAUGACGACAACAAGGAUGGAAAUGAUUCGACCUCAGGGCUGUCCACCACUUCAGUUGCUGAGGAAAACCAGCCGCCCGACAUUCCAUUUUCACGUGCAGAAUCAUCAAGUAGUGAGACAUCUCCUCUGUCCCCCACCCAAGG
Messenger RNA from Hypanus sabinus (Atlantic stingray), 4757 nucleotides. RefSeq names its product tubulin beta chain-like. Gene Ontology annotation, biological process: mitotic cell cycle; microtubule cytoskeleton organization. Gene Ontology annotation, cellular component: cytoplasm; microtubule. The record is from RefSeq and is a predicted model, not a curated record. Lineage: Eukaryota; Metazoa; Chordata; Chondrichthyes; Myliobatiformes; Dasyatidae. The transcript is spliced from 6 exons. The coding region runs from base 1241 to 2581 and encodes 446 amino acids. Gene Ontology annotation, molecular function: GTP binding; structural constituent of cytoskeleton; GTPase activity.